AUGAAUUCAAUAUUUCAAUAUUCAAUGUCUUCCAAAAAGACUUGUAUGCUGCUGGCUGUAGGCUUUCUAUUUACAUUUAGUCACUCUGUAAACGGCUUAUCAUGUUAUUGUGACAUAUGCGCUGAUUCAAACUACACUUGCGUUACUGAUGGAUAUUGUUUCACGAGUAUAUCUAAAGAUACAAGUGUUAUUCGUCAUUCAUCUCGGUGUUUGGAGAAUAACAUAGUGAUCCCACGAGAAAAACCUUUGAUAUGUCAUUACAUUAAAAAACAUAAUGAUUCAUUUGUAACCGAGUGUUGUAAAGAUUAUGACUUUUGUAACCGAGAUCUUAAGCCGACACUACAUAUUAAGCUUCCAGACGAUUCGUUGAAUGACCCUAAAAAGGAGAGAUUGGGCAAAUGGGAACUAGCUAUUAUAAUAGCUGGCCCAAUAGGUGUUGUAUGCCUUGUAGUCAUGCUUAUUAUGAAUUUUUGGGCUGGAUCAACUAAGCGUCAUAAUAUUAGAUAUCUACGAACCCCUCGAAUCAUAGCGGCUGAUCAGCAACCUAUUUUAACUGCAGCUGUUUCUUUGAGAGACAUGAUUGAAAUGACUACUAGUGGAUCGGGAUCAGGAUUACCACUUUUGGUUCAAAGAAGCAUUGCUCGUCAAAUCCAACUUGGUGUACCUAUUGGUAAAGGUCGUUUUGGAGAAGUAUGGCAAGGAAAAUGGCGAGGAGAACAAGUAGCUGUAAAAAUAUUUUCAUCUAGAGAAGAACGGUCAUGGUUUAGAGAAGCUGAGAUAUACCAAACAGUUAUGCUCAGACAUGAUAAUAUUUUAGGAUUUAUUGCUGCUGAUAAUAAAGAUAAUGGCACUUGGACUCAAUUAUGGCUAAUAACUGAUUACCAUGAAAAUGGAUCAUUAUUUGAUUUUUUGAACCGAAGUACAGUAGAUACAAAUGGAAUGAUUCGGAUAGCACUGUCUAUAGCAACUGGUCUUGCUCAUUUACAUAUGGAAAUUGUUGGCACUCAAGGUAAACCAGCCAUUGCACAUCGAGAUCUCAAAUCAAAAAAUAUUUUAGUUAAAUCCAAUGGAACUUGUGCCAUUGGUGAUUUAGGACUUGCUGUAAGAUAUGAUACUUCUAUGGAUACAGUUGAUAUACCAUUAAACCACAGAGUAGGCACUAAACGAUAUAUGGCCCCAGAGGUUUUGGAAGAAACAAUCAACAUGAAUCAUUUUGAUUCAUUUAAAAGAGGUGAUAUUUAUGCUUUGGGUUUAAUACUAUGGGAAGUAACACGAAGAUGUUAUGUUGAUAACAUACACGAAGAAUAUCAAUUACCAUAUUAUGAUAGUGUACCAUCUGACCCUACUAUUGAUGAAAUGCGCAAAGUUGUUUGCUUAGAAAUGAAACGUCCACCCAUACCACAGAGAUGGAAUGCAUACCCGUGUUUACAAACAAUGAGCAAAUUAAUGCAAGAAUGUUGGUACCAUACUGCAUCUGCUCGUCUUACAGCAUUACGCAUUAAAAAAACUCUAGCCACUUUGGGUGCCAUGCAAAGUCAUAGUAUUAAUAUUAAUAUUUAA
Macrosiphum euphorbiae (potato aphid) is the source of this 1560-nucleotide messenger RNA. The record is from the annotation of a GenBank genome assembly. Lineage: Eukaryota; Metazoa; Arthropoda; Insecta; Hemiptera; Aphididae.